This is a messenger RNA of Xiphophorus couchianus (Monterrey platyfish), 4383 nucleotides long. RefSeq names its product proteinase-activated receptor 4. Gene Ontology annotation, biological process: blood coagulation; positive regulation of Rho protein signal transduction; phospholipase C-activating G protein-coupled receptor signaling pathway. Gene Ontology annotation, cellular component: plasma membrane. Lineage: Eukaryota; Metazoa; Chordata; Actinopteri; Cyprinodontiformes; Poeciliidae. The record is from RefSeq and is a predicted model, not a curated record. Gene Ontology annotation, molecular function: thrombin-activated receptor activity.
GAAACUUGCUUUAUGUCCUGAGCUGUGAUUGGACAGCCAGGGCCUGGGGGCGGGGCUAGAGUGAGGCGACUUCCUGUUGAGUGAAUAAGGGGAACUGGGCCAGCCCUCACAUGUUACUGGCUGCUGUCUCUACCAGGACCGUCAGAGCAGAACCAGGGAGGAGAAAAGCCAACAGAACCAGGUCCAGUCCGCCUGAGCUGGGCUGCUAACCGGUUCUGAUCCGAGUCCUUCACAGCUGUGGCAAUACGUGUGGAUCAGAGGGAACGGCUGGACUCAGAGCGGUCCUCGCAGAGACACACACACACAGUCACAUCUGGAGAACAUCAGCAGAGUGGGCGGUUCUGGUCCCGGGCGGGUUGGCUGGAUCGGAUCAGACUGCUGCCAGUUCUCACACUGAAUCAGCUGCUUCCCCGUCGGGUUCUGGUGGUUUCUGGGACCGGUUCUGGUCCAGUAGCUCUCAGGGGAGGAGGGGUCUGCAGCAGAACCAUGAAGCGUCUCGUUGGGACUCUGCUGUUGGUGUCCGUCCUGCCGUCCCUCUGCAGCGUCUCUCUGCCUCCGGACACCGAGUGCGGCAUGUCCUACCGUCUACGAGCCUUCCGGGUGACCACCAGGUGUAACCUGACCACCCUAAAGGAGAAGCAGGUGAAGGAGAUCCAGGGUUUGACCACCAACUUGCUGCUGCCGAUCAUUUACCUGUUGACCUUCUGCAUCGGUCUGCCCGCCAACCUGUUGGCUCUCUGGAUUCUCGUGUUCCGGACCAAACGUCGGCCGUCGACUGCGCUGCUCAUUAACCUCACUGUGAUAGACUGCUUGCUGUUCCUGGUUCUGCCGUUUCGGAUCGUCUACCACUUCCGGGGGAACCACUGGGAGCUGGGGGAGCCUCUCUGCCGGAUCGUCAUGGCGAUGCUUUACGGGAACAUGUACAGUUCGGUCUGGUCCCUGGCCUUCGUGGCUGUGGACCGGUACGUGGCUGUGGUUCACCCAUUUGGCGCGAAGAGAUUGCGCAGCCGGCGGUGGUCUCUGGGCCUGACGGCCGCGGUGUGGAUGGUGAUGCCGGCCGCCAUGUUGCCUUUGCUGCUGUCCCGGCAGACUUACCCUCUGGACGACCCCAACAUCACCACCUGCCACGACGCGCUGCCCGAGAGCGUGCAGGAGAACUACUUCCUGCCGUACUUCGCCACGCUGUUCACCACCUGCUUCCUGCUGCCCUUCAUCGUCGUGAUGUUCUGCCACGGCGCCGUACUGCGCACCCUGCUGGCUGAAGGCAGGAAGUACUGUCACGCCAUCGAGGUGACGCUUCUGAUGAUACUGAUGUUCGUGGCGUUCCUGCUGCCCUGUAACAUCCUCCUGAUCCUGACCUACAGCGACAGCUGGCCGGACGGUGAGGACCUGUACGUCCACUACAUGACCAGCCUGGCCUUCAGCACCUUCAACAGCUGCUUCCACCCCUUCGUCUUCUACUUCGUCUCCAGAGAUUGCAGAGAAAGAACCAGGAAUGCUCUGUGCUGCAUCCCUGACAUGGAGGACAAACCGUCCUCUCGGGGGACACACACCUCCUCGUCAGCGGGACAGAGGUCAAAGGUCACUCUGCUGACCAUGACAAGUUACAAGGGACGCCUGACCCAGCAGCCAGAGGUCAACAUGAUGACAUGACGGUCAGCUGAUGCCGGACCGCUGGGCCUCCAGAUUCUCCUUCAAGUAAAAGAAAUAUCGAUAUGAAAAGGCAAAAGAAACAAAGAACAAAAAAAAUCUGCCAUUUAUCUCAGAAAAAAAUAAUAAUUAAUUUUUAGGUCCCCCCCCCCCCCCAUUAUUAGAACAAUGGUUCAGUCCAAAGUGUGGGAGGAGCAACAGCUGGCUCCGUUAGAGCCGCUGGAGGGAGGAGCUAGCUGUUAGCUGCUAGCUAGCUGUUAGCUGCUAGCUGUGGCUCUGCAGCACAAAUAAAAACCCUCCAGUCAGUAAAUACUUCAAGCAAAAGACAUAUAAACAUUUUAUUUACUUUCACUGCUCAAUAAGAAUAAACUCAUAAACAAUAAAAAUCAUUCUGCAGUUUGUUAUUUCAUUACUUUGACUGAAUCAUCAUAAGCUGCCUUAUUAGCAAAACUGCUACACUGCUUUCAUAGAUUUAACCUUUGACCUUUUUUGUCAAAGGCAGCAAACAUCUCACUCAUAUUUAGCUCUUUAACUUUUAGUUAAUCAGAAGAGUUUGAAACUGGAGGAGGGUCUGAGGAAGUGAAGCAGCUCAGAGUUGGAGCCCAGAACAGAUAGAAAAAACUAAAGUUAUGUUUUUAUUUCUCACUGUCUUCAAUGUAGAGCCUUUAAAACCACAAAAUAAAAUCAAAAUAUUUUUCUAUAUAAACCCUGGUGCUUUAAAUGUUAUGUUUAAAUUAUGAUAUUCCCCAGAUAUUCAUUUCUAUCUAAUUAUUAGUUCUCAGCCAUCCAGGACAUGACAAACUAAAAAAACGCUUAUAAAUAAAGCAACUUAACAAAUUUAAAUAGCCCAUAACUUGUAUUGAGAACCAUUCAAUAAAUCAAUGUUUAUGAUGAACUUUAUUAAGAGCAGUUAAUCAUUAAAGCUUUUUUAUUUAGAGCCUUAAAUGUUUGUAAAGGUGUAGCAGAAAUUAGAUCAGACUGAACAAAAACUUCUAAGCAACAUUUGAAUUUUAGUUUCAUUUCUCUGCAGGCAGUUUAAUAAAACAUGUUUGAUGUGCUUUACUAGUCAUUUUUGGUCCUGCAGCUUGAAUGUAGUUUAAAACUUUUUAAGCUAGAUUUUACGUUACAUUUCACUGGAACUUUGCCAGAAUUGGUCUUAAAUGUUCCUGUUGAUGUUCCCCCAAUAAUGAGAUGGGAUUUACGCUCUUGACCCUAACUCCUAUUGGUCACUUUACUUUAGUUUAUUUUCCGCUCUUUCUGUAAGCUAACUGAGACUGUGCAGUGGAGCUAGCUAAAAAUGAAUAACCGGUUCUGGCGGGUCGCUGCUUUAACAGCUUUUGGUUUGUUCUUGUGGUUUCGCUACCUGAAGAGCUGACGGGUCAGCCGGCUGGCUGACCGUGGCGUCUGCCGCUCUGCCUGAACAUGACCUAACUCUGCUGGAGGGUUAAACAGUUAAAUCUAGUCAAAACUUUCCCAAAGAGAGUAGAAAUGAAGCAUUAUUAUAAACAUGAUCAUUUUUACAAAUAAAAAUAAUAAUAUUUUGUAUUAUUAUUAUUAUUAUUUACUUUGAUGACAUAAUAAUAUUGCAUAACACUGUACAGUGUUAUUAUUGUAUUAUCGUUGUUCCUUUCACUGUAAUUAUUGUGGAUUUAUAUAUUCAUGGAUGUUAUUGGCUUCUGUUCAUGAUGUUUGUCUGAGGUAAAUAUAUUUCUGUUUUCCUCCAUCAUAUUCUACAGAACUAGAGAACCUGUUAAAUAAAUAAGAUGUGACAAAGGUGGAGAUGUGUUUAUGUUUGUAUAAGAAAGUUAUUGAAAAUAAAAAGUCCUGCCUGAGCCGCUGCUUUAGGCCCGGUGCAUCAUGGGAUGCUGCGUGUUGCUGUGGUUAUGAGUCGGGUUCAGGACCGUACGCUCCGGGUUACGUUUCUGUUUGUUAAACUCAAAUAACAGCAGCAUUCAAGAAUCACCCGUUCUUGAAUGAAACCCAGAACAAACGGUGUUUCCUCUCAGAACCGGACGGUUGGAAGAAGUUUGUUGACACGGACCGGUUCUGUUUCACUGCAUCAGAACAUGAAGCGGUUCUGAUUCUGAUCAGCAGACAUUCGGUUACAGAUCAAACUUCACAAAGUGAAGAUGAAUGAACUCCGCGGUUCGUCCCUUUGUCCCAACAGUUUCUGCUCUGACUGAUGAGGAAGACGAAGACCCGCCGAGUCAGGAAGUUCGUCCAUAUCUGAUGGAGACAGGAAGCUGCAGUCAUCAGUCACACAGCAGCUUUAACAGAACCAACAGGAACCAACAGGAACCCUACAUUCUUUAAAACAUGUCCGCCGUCUCUCCGUCUGCCACAGAAAACAUUUGCAUUAGAGACCAAUCGGGUUUUAUUUACCUGAGACCUUCACUGUGGUGCUGUCUCUGGAACAAUCCUGGUCCAACCGAACUUUAUCUGUGAAGACACAGAGACGUCCGUUCAGAGACCUGACCUCAUGUAGAAAGCAGCAUACGCACAAAAACGUAUGUAUAAAAAUGAACAUGGUGUCAAAGUUUGUGUAACCAAGGCGACGCAACGAGUUUCUCAUCAGAGGACACACAACGGAAACCUGACAGUGAAGAGUCGGAGCAGAAAUGUCCAACAGUGACGUCAUCAGCGCGUUACUCUACUCUGACCCCUUGUAACGUGUAAUGUAACGCGUUACUAUUUACAAUCCAAUAAUCAGAUUAAAGUUAUGUAUCCAAGUCA